Messenger RNA from Scleropages formosus (Asian bonytongue), 1498 nucleotides. Its product is annotated as small conductance calcium-activated potassium channel protein 2-like. The transcript has 7 exons. Gene Ontology annotation, cellular component: membrane. The coding region runs from base 3 to 1280 and encodes 425 amino acids. Gene Ontology annotation, biological process: potassium ion transport. The record is from RefSeq and is a predicted model, not a curated record. Gene Ontology annotation, molecular function: small conductance calcium-activated potassium channel activity; calmodulin binding. Lineage: Eukaryota; Metazoa; Chordata; Actinopteri; Osteoglossiformes; Osteoglossidae.
CUAUGUCCCUCUGUGUCCCUCUGUGUCCCACUGUGUCCCACUGUGUCCCACGGUGUCAGGAGUCCUUCUUCUCAUUUGCACUCAAAGGCCUUAUUAGCCUGUCCACCGGCGUCCUGCUCGCGCUCAUCGUGAUGUACCACGCCCGCGAGGUCCAGCUCUUCAUGGUGGACAACGGGACGGACGACUGGAAGAUAGCCAUGACGUACGAGCGCAUCUUCUUCAUCGCCCUCGAGCUGCUCGUGUGCGCCGUCCACCCCAUCCCGGGCCGCUACGUCUUCACGUGGAGCGCGCGGCUCGCCUUCACCUACGCGCCCUCGCUGGUCGUGGCCGACGUGGACCUCGUCCUCUCCAUCCCCAUGUUCCUGCGUCUCUACCUGAUCGCCCGAGUCAUGCUGCUGCACAGCAAGCUGUUGACGGACGCUUCGUCGCGCAGCAUCGGGGCCCUCAACAAGAUCAGCUUCAACACGCGCUUCAUCAUGAAGACGCUCAUGACCAUCUGCCCGGGCACCGUGCUGCUCAUCUUCAGCGUGUCCUCGUGGAUCCUCGCGGCGUGGACCGUGCGUGUGUGCGAGAGGUAUCACGACAAAGAAGGGGUGACCAGCAACUUCCUGGGAGCCAUGUGGCUCAUCUCCAUAACCUUCCUGUCCAUCGGCUACGGAGACAUGGUGCCUCACACGUACUGCGGCAAGGGUGUGUGUCUCUUCACAGGGAUCAUGGGGGCCGGCUGCACCGCGCUCGUGGUCGCAGUGGUGGCGCGCAAGCUGGAGCUCACCAAGGCUGAGAAGCACGUGCACAACUUCAUGAUGGACACGCAGCUCUGCAAGCAGGUGAAGAACACGGCCGCCAACGUUCUCAGGGAAACGUGGCUCAUCUACAAGCACACCAAGCUGGUGAAGAAGGUGGACCGCACUCGCGUUCGCAAGCACCAGCGCAAGUUCUUUCAGGCCAUCCACCAACUGCGCAGCGUGAAGGUGGAGCAACGGAAGCUCAACGACCAGGCCAACACACUCGUGGACAUGGCCAAGACGCAAAGUGUGAUGUACGACCUGGUGUCGGAGCUGCAGGAGCGCGGUGAGCUGCUGGACCGGCACGUGGACACCAUCGAGGACAAGCUGGACGCCAUCAAGGGGAACCUGCAGGCGCUGCCGGGCCUCUUGCGCCGCGUCCUCGAGCAGCAGCGGCAGCGUGACCCCACGGAGACUGUCGCUCCGCACUUCCAGCCGGCCCACCGCCAGGACUUCUCCUCCUGCUCACCCAACGCCUCCUCUGACAGUGACUAGUCUCCAUCUAGCACCAACACAGUAUGAGACCUUCAGCAGGGGAUGUGGGGUGCACAGGGGAGCCUGAGCUGUGGGGACGCACGAAUGUCACCGUGUUUUACCACACUGUGGGCGGAAGUACCGCGCUCCUCCCGGAGAAGCCUAUGAUCUCGUCUUUCUGUGCAAAGCCAAAUAUUUUGUAGCUCUUCCUCCGCCUUGCAGUUACUCCUCUUCUGACA